Aspergillus lentulus is the source of this 3942-nucleotide messenger RNA. NCBI's taxonomy places the organism in Eukaryota, Fungi, Ascomycota, Eurotiomycetes, Eurotiales, Aspergillaceae. The record is from RefSeq and is a predicted model, not a curated record.
AUGUGGCACGAUCAACGCUGCAGAGAACACUUCCGAAAGUUUCCUGAGGAUCCUUUACGCAUUUCUUUUAAUGGUCCUCCUCCUGAGAUCACCAUCCCCGUUUCUGAGGAUUAUCCGUGGCACACGCAGAUCCAGCGCGAUCCAUUCCAUUACAACACUGUUCCAACCUCAAUUGAUCCGCGACUGAUAAUUGAUCUGCGAUUCUUUGGAUAUGUCAUGCCUGUCUAUGAUAAUUAUGUCGAGUUCUCACCUGAGAUCACUGACCUUUUCGGCAUGCCUCAACCAAUAAUACACUACCGUAUCGGGGAUGAAGAUGCUCAACGCGUACAAGCCAUGAUGCAAGACAUGAUAAACAUUGCCGCUGAGCUUGGAGAUUUUAUCCCUGGUGGCAAGCCCAAAUUUCUUGCUCCAGGCGCAGCAACGCAUAUUUGUGGGACCACCCGGGCAGGAAAGGAAGAUGAUGGACACUCGGUGGUGGAUAAAGACUCUAAGGUUUGGCGGCUGGAAAACUUGUUCAUUGGAGGUUGCGGUGUGAUUCCGACGCAAAAUGCGUGUAAUCCAACACUGACCGCGGCUGUUUUGCCAUUGAGUGCCCUCGUGGGGCUUAUCCAUGACAAGACCAUGAAGUCACCCAGCAUUGCUUAUGAUAACGGCGAAGCCACCACACUCAUGAGCACUGAUGCAGAUAGUCUUGAUGGGAUCGCUGAAAUGGUCCACGAAACGUGGGCCCAAGUCAUUGAAGUGCUAAUUGGUAUUGGACUUCUAGCUAGUGAAGUUGGUUGGAUUUGGCCUCUUCCUCUCUUUUUGAUCUAUUUAUGUUCGUACAUGAGUCGUUUUGUUGCAAAGCAUUUACAGCCUCGCCAAAAGGCUUGGAGCAACGCAACGCAAAGCCGCAUAGCCGCUACCACCUCUGUGCUAAGCGCAAUGAAAGAUGUCAAAAUGCUUGGACUUCAACACAAAUUGACCCAUCGCAUUCAACAGCUUCGGGAAGGGGAGCUCUGGGCAGCGUCGAAACUCAGGUGGAUAAUGGUAUAUUAUAACGCCUCAGCCAACGCCCUCGGUAUAUUCUCUCCAGCUAUCACGCUGGUUAUAUUUGCGCUGAUAUCAGUUGCUCGUGGCGGCAAUCUGGAUACAGAAACUGCCUUCACUACCAUGGCCAUCUUAAGCAUGGUUACACAUCCUGCAAAUAUGAUCAUGACUAUUAUGCCACGCGCUGUGGCAGCAUUCUCUGGAUUUGAACGAAUCCAAGCAUUUUUGCUCCGGCAAUCUUUAAAGGCUCAUCGUGGAACAUUGCCGAAAGGUACUAUGAGCAGGUUGCCUUGGGACCCGGCAUCUGGCAAUUUUAGCACUGCUAUUCAAAUCCGGCAACUGAAGAUUGGCCAUAAAAAGCUUGUCUUGGAGCAUGUCGACAUUAAAGUAGCCGCUGGAUCACUUACUGUAAUAUCUGGUCCUACUGGUAGCGGCAAAUCCACUUUGUUGCGCGCUAUACUUGGGGAAGUAAUUCCAGUCCAAGGGUCAAUUAGCCUGUCAACACGUCAGACAGCCUAUUGUGCCCAGAAAACGUGGCUACCUAAUGGUACUAUCAAAGAGAUUAUUUACGGUGCUUCUGACCUUUACAGUGCUCGUGACAAAGAUAAUGAAAGAUGGUACAAUGAGGUAACAAGACUGUGUUGCCUUACUCAUGACCUGAAUUCCCUUCCUCAUGGAGAUCGGACGCGAAUUGGCAGUGGGGGGCUCAAUUUGUCUGGAGGACAAAGGCAGCGGGUAGCACUCGCGCGUGCUUUGUUUGCAAGGCGUGAUAUACUUCUGCUGGACGACACCUUCAGUGGACUGGAUGGCGAAACGGAGCAAGCCAUCUUUGAUAAUCUAUUCGGGAUCACAGGCAUAAUCCGACGGUUGAGGACCACUGUAGUCCUGGUCUCUAAUUCGUCUCAGUAUUUCCAAGCUGCGGAUCAUAUCGUGGUCCUUGGAGACCAUCGAAUCAUAGAUCAAGGGAAUUGGCAGAACAUCAAGAUCAAAGCUGCAUCCAUAGCAAAGUUCUCUUCCAGCCACCACACCAAAGUCAACAACGCCCUCCUCUCUGCAAAGCUUGAUGAACUCAGUGCACAAUUGCGAGCAAAAGACGAGACCGAAAUUGACCUAGCACGACAAACUGGAGAUCCCGCUCUAUAUGGUUAUUAUCUGAGUUUCAUUGAUUUUGAGAACAUUUUUUUCCUUAUCACCAGCACUGUAUUAUAUGCUUUCUUCAUCACUAUCCCGCAGUACUGGCUUCGGUUGUGGACAGAGUUGGGUGGCAGAAACACCGCUUUCUAUGUCAGUGGAUUUCUCAUUCUAUCAACCCUGUCGUGGAUCUCAACCAGCGCUCAGAUGUGGUCCAUUCUUAUCCGACUUGCUCCGCAGUCUGGAUCGCGGUUGCAUCAACGUCUAUUGCACAUCGUGAUGAGCGCGCCUCUGUCGUACUUUUCUAAAACUGAUAAUGGCUCAACCCUAAACCGUCAAGAUAUCCAGCUUAUUGAUAAGCAGUUGCCAUCAGCUCUUCAAACCGUUCUAACUCAAAUCUUCAAGCUCCUCAUGCAGGUCAUACUUCUUUGCAUGGCCGAAAAAUGGCUCACAAUGUCGUUACCGGCCUGUAUGCUCUUGGUUUAUGUCGUACAAAAGGUUUAUCUUCGGACAUCGAGACAACUCCGGUUUUUAGAGCUUGAGUCCCGCGCAGGGGUCUUCUUGAAUUUUUUGGAAUGCGCCGAGGGUCUCGAAACUAUACGGUCGUUUGGUUGGUCCAGGACUGCAAUACAGGACAACAUCCGAAGCGUGGAUAACUCUCAACGUCCAGAGUACCUCCUUCUGUGCCUCCAGAGGUGGCUCAACCUCGUCCUAGAUCUCUUGGGGGCGGCUGUUGCAACGAGUGUUGUUGCUAUAGCUGUAGCUUUCCGCGGGCAUGUCAGCGGUGGACAAGUCGGAAUCGCGCUCAACAUUAUGCUCGUAGCAAACACAACAUUACUAAAACUUGUAGAGAAUUGGACUACGCUAGAGACUUCUCUGGGUGCAAUUGCUCGAUUGAAAACGCUUGAAAAGUCGACCGCGGUUGAGGGUGGGAGGGGCUGGAACUCAAAAACCCCCGAAAAUUGGCCUUCCAGGGGACAUAUUGUGUUCAAAAAUAUCACCGCAUCUUACCAGUCGGGGGCGAUUGCCCUACGAAAUCUGAGCCUGAAUGUUACUGCGGGGCAGAAACUCGUCGUGUGCGGGCGCACAGGCAGCGGUAAAAGCACGUUACUCCUCUCGCUCCUACGGCUUCUGGAGCUACAAUUCGGCCAGAUCCAGCUCGAUGGUGUUGAUAUCAGGCAGGUGAGGCUAGAUAUCCUACGACGACGGUGCUUCAUUGCAGUGUCUCAAGACCCUUUGUUGUUGCCGAACGAGACCUUGCGCUUCAACUUAGGCCCGGAUGAGUCAAUAUCAGACGACACCCUCGUUGUUGCAUUGAACAAAGUGGGAUUGUGGUCCCAUUUCUUCGAAGGCCACACGUACUUUGGGGGAGAGCCAGCCACCGUCAUCAAUAUCCCAGGCUCUGGUGAACAUCCAAUCCUCGACCAGAAAGUCUCAAUAUUUCAGGAGCUCUCUGUAGGGCAGCGUCAACUGUUUGCGCUCUGUCGAGCACUUGUGAAAGCCAGCUCCUUACGACAUUCCGGAGUGAAGCCCGUGGUCGUCUUGGACGAAGUUACAUCCUCCCUAGACCCUGUCACGGAAUCCACCAUCCAUCGUAUCAUCGACGAAGAGUUCACCGAUAGAGGCCAUACUGUCAUCAUUGUUGCUCAUAGACUUGGUGUCUUGGAGGAGCACACGAAAAGUGGACGGGAUGCUCUGGCACUGAUGGCAGAUGGUCAAUUACGAGAAGUCAUCGAAAACUUAGGACCUGUGGUUUUCCAGCGUUUCAGGCAGCUGGAAUAG